Messenger RNA from Amblyraja radiata (thorny skate), 1351 nucleotides. RefSeq names its product cathepsin L1-like. Gene Ontology annotation, biological process: proteolysis. The record is from RefSeq and is a predicted model, not a curated record. Gene Ontology annotation, molecular function: cysteine-type peptidase activity. The transcript is spliced from 8 exons. Bases 109 to 1128 code for a protein of 339 amino acids. Lineage: Eukaryota; Metazoa; Chordata; Chondrichthyes; Rajiformes; Rajidae.
CAGCAGAGCACACUUGCAACUAGAGAAGGUCCUGUGGCUGAAGAAGCAGAGGUUCCAUUGUGAGCUCUUCACAACAACUUCCUUCAUUUCAUCCGUAACUAUUUCCCCAUGGACCUUUUCCUCUUUGUGGCAUGCAUUCUGGUAGGCGUGUCCCUAGGCCUGGCUGAUCCACUCGUAGACGAGGAGUGGGAUGUCUGGAAGCAGAGUUAUGGAAAGAUCUACUCUAACACGGAAGAAGAUCAAGCUAGGCGAGCGGUGUGGCUGGAAAAUCUGUGGCACAUUCAAGCUCACAAUGUUCUGUAUGGUCAAGGAAAUUCUUCUUAUAAAAUGGCCAUGAAUCAGUUUGGUGAUCUGACAUCUUUGGAGUUUAAUCAGUUGUACACUGACAUGAAAAUAUAUGAAUUUUCAAAUCUCACCAUUGAGGGAUUAUUUGAUGUUGGAUUGGAAGAAUCUGAUGAAGUUGGUGAACUUGGUGCUUUUCCUAGAAAAAUUGACUGGCGUCAAGAGAGGUUGGUCAGAGAAGUAAAGCAUCAGGGGCGGUGUAAUUCCUGCUAUGCAUUUUCUGCUAUUGGGGCUCUGGAAGGACAACUGGCCAAGAAGAAACAUCAAUACAUGGAACUGAGUGAACAAAAUAUUAUUGACUGUUCAGAUGAAUUUAAGAACUAUGGCUGCAGGGGUGGCUUGCCAUAUCGUGCCUUUAAAUACAUGCGUGAUUAUGGCAUUCAGUCCAGUACAUCAUACCCAUACCGAGGAAAGAGAAAUGAUAAAUGCUUAUUCAAGAGUUCUCAGAGUGUCAUCAAAAUUAAAGGAUUUAAAAGGCUUAAGAACAAUAAAGACAAACAAUUGGCUCGUAUGGUUGCAAGAGUUGGUCCAAUUUCUGUUCUCAUUCAUGCUUCGCAUAGUUCCUGGAGGUUUUAUAAGUCAGGUGUCUACGACAACAGUCACUGCAAGCAAAAGCUUAUUAACCAUUCAGUGCUCUUGAUCGGGUAUGUGGAUAGACACCCAAAAAGCUACUGGAUUAUUAAAAACAGCUGGGGAACUUCCUGGGGUGAGAAUGGUUACAUGCGAAUAAUUAAAGGCAAGAACAUGUGUGGAAUUAACUAUUGCGCUGCGUAUCCUGAAAUCUGAAGAUUUUAGACUUCAAUAUAGUAAAGUGUUUAGCAACUCUUUUGUGAGAAUCACAUUGUUAUAUCCUUAUGUAAUAAAGAUGAAUUUGAUCUGGGAAGCCAGGUGAACCCGACUCCAUGAGGAUCAAUGCAUAUAGUUGUGCUGUUUAUUUUUCAAAUCCUUGUUCAUGUUCGCUUCUAUUUUGUUUGUGUGCUUCUUGUGAUUAAUAAAGGAGACUGUGCAU